This is a messenger RNA of Cebus imitator (Panamanian white-faced capuchin), 1753 nucleotides long. Its product is annotated as tyrosinase. The record is from RefSeq and is a predicted model, not a curated record. NCBI's taxonomy places the organism in Eukaryota, Metazoa, Chordata, Mammalia, Primates, Cebidae. The coding region runs from base 503 to 1738 and encodes 411 amino acids. Gene Ontology annotation, biological process: melanin biosynthetic process; pigmentation. Gene Ontology annotation, molecular function: tyrosinase activity. The transcript has 4 exons.
UGAGUUCUUGAAAUGUUGUAGCCUGUUCAUGGUCUCUGAGAAAUAACAACCUUAAACCCAUAAUCUCUAAUACUUCCUAAACUUUCGUAAUAAGAGAAGUGCUAUUCCUGAUAACACCUCUCAUUUGCAAGUUCAAAUCAUCAUUAAUCUUGUAGUCUGUUAGCUGGGUGUGUUUACAUCGGGCAUUGUUAUUAUAGUUAACCUUAUUGUUAAUCUUCUAACCAUAAAAAUUAAACUAUUAAUGGUGAAUAGAGCUUUUCACCUUAGCAUAGGCCUAUCCCACUGGCGGGAUAUGUGCCAAUUCCCAAGAAAAGUCAGUCAUGUGCUUUUCAGAGGAUGAAAGCUUAAGAUAAAGACUGAAAGUGUUUGAUGCUGGAGGUGGGAGUGGUAUUAUAUAGGUCUCAGCCAAGACAUGUGAUAGCCACUGUAGGAGUAGCUGCAAAGAGAAGUCUGUGACUCCAAUUAAUCAGUUCCAGCAGACCUUGUGAAGCCUACAGGAAUAAUGCUUCUGGCUGUCUUGUGCUGCCUGCUGUGGAGUUUUCAGACCUCCGCUGGCCAUUUCCCUCGAGCCUGUGUCUCCUCUAAGAACCUGAUGGAGAAGGAAUGCUGCCCACCGUGGAGUGGCGACGGGAGUCCCUGUGGCCAGCUUUCAGGCAGAGGUUCCUGUCAGAAUAUCCUUCUGUCCAAUGCACCACUUGGGCCUCAAUUUCCCUUCACAGGAGUGGAUGACCGGGAGUCAUGGCCUUCUAUCUUUUAUAAUAGGACCUGCCAGUGCUCUGGCAACUUCAUGGGAUUCAACUGUGGAAGCUGCAAGUUUGGUUUUUGGGGACCAAACUGCACAGAGAGACGACUCUUGGUGAGAAGAAGUAUCUUUGAUUUGAGUGUUCCAGAGAAGGACAAAUUUUUGGCCUACCUCACUUUAGCAAAGCAUACUAUCAGCUCAGACUAUGUCAUCCCCACAGGCACCUAUGGCCAAAUGAAAAAUGGAUCAGCACCCAUGUUCAGUGACAUCAACAUUUAUGACCUCUUUGUCUGGAUACAUUAUUAUGUGUCAAUGGAUGCACUGCUUGGGGGAUCUAAAAUCUGGAAAGACAUUGAUUUUGCCCAUGAAGCACCAGGUUUUCUGCCUUGGCAUAGACUCUUCUUGUUGCGGUGGGAACAAGAAAUCCAGAAGAUAACAGGAGACGAAAACUUCACUAUUCCAUAUUGGGACUGGCGCGAUGCAGAGAAGUGUGACAUUUGCACAGAUGAGUACAUGGGAGCUCAGCACCCAGCAAAUCCUAACCUACUCAGUCCAGCAUCAUUCUUCUCCUCUUGGCAGAUUAUCUGUAGCCGAUUGGAGGAGUACAACAGCCAUCAGACUUUAUGCAAUGGAACGUCCGAGGGACCUUUACAGCGCAAUCCUGGAAACCAUGACAAAUCCAGGACCCCAAGGCUCCCCUCUUCAGCUGAUGUAGAAUUUUGCCUGAGUUUGACCCAAUAUGAAUCUGGUUCCAUGGAUAAAUCUGCCAAUUUCAGCUUUAGAAAUACACUGGAAGGAUUUGCUAGUCCACUUACUGGGCUAGCAGAUGCCUCUCAAAGCAGCAUGCACAACGCCUUGCACAUCUAUAUGAAUGGAACGAUGUCCCAGGUACAGGGAUCUGCCAAUGAUCCCAUCUUCCUUCUUCACCAUGCAUUUGUUGACAGAUGGCCAUCUUGCUGGUUCUUCACAGGAUCUUUCCUCUGUGUAUGUCUGUGACCUAACCUCUUCAUA